This is a messenger RNA of Lactuca saligna, 1187 nucleotides long. The record is from the annotation of a GenBank genome assembly. NCBI's taxonomy places the organism in Eukaryota, Viridiplantae, Streptophyta, Magnoliopsida, Asterales, Asteraceae.
UUAAAAGGUUGCUAAUUUUCCUUACAAUUCUAUAAUGAUUAAAUUUAUUGCAGAAAAUGGAAAUAGGAAAUAAGGUUUACCUAAAUAACAUUGACCAGAUAGAUGAAAAAUCGCAUAUCAAGGUUCGGGUGCUUAAAAUUUGGAACUUUGUCAGAAAUAAUAAAGUUUGUUCCAUUGAAAUGAUCAUCAUGGAUGAGGAGGGUACACAAUACCAAGCUCGUGUCUUCAAUCAGAAUUUCUCCAGAUUUCGUCAUCUUUUAAAGGAAGAUGAAAGUUAUAUAGUUAUAAAACCCAAUAUGGCUGCUGUUACUAAUGGUUUUAGUUAUACAGGUCUUGGUGAAGCUAAAAGUCAUUUUGAAGUAACGAAAUUGUUCAUAAAUUCUGACAUUUAUGAAAUAAAUGAGUUUAAAAAUAAGUUGAAAUGUCAUGACAAUUUCGGUAUAACUGAAAAAAGCAUAACUACACUUCAAAGCUACUCUUCUUCAUAUACAGAUGACUUUAAGGGCAAUUUUCCAUUAAAAACAAUCUGUGAGAUCACCGAACCAAUUAAGGAAAUGAAGUUUUUAUUAGUUGCUUCCAUUGUUAAUAUAAGGCAGAAUCUACCAUGGUAUAUAAUUCCAAUUAACGUACAAGAUUGUACUGGAACCAUUGGAUUGACUCUUUUUGAUAGGGAAGCAAGGAGGUUGUUAAAUAUAAGUGCCUACGAGUUGAAAAAGAUACAUGAUGCGGCCGGAGACAGUGAUGCCCUAUUUCCAAUGCAACUUAAUGUGUUGAAAAACCGCAAGUUUGGUUUUGUUGUAGAUAUUACAGAAUACAAUGUCAACAACUAUAAUAACAUCUACACAGUUCUCAGAGUUACAGAAGAUAUGUCGAUUGUUUGUGAAUUGGAAAGUAAAAUAGAACUUAUGAGUAAUCAAUCUGUCUCCUUAAAUCAAGUUGCUUUGGAAUCCGAUGAUGUUGUACAGCCUGUUCAAAAGGAUGUGAUCUCACAAACAGACGAAAGUUUUACACCCUCAACAGUUGAUAAGUCAACCGCAACAAGUCCUUGCAAAAUAUCAGGUGAUUUGAAGCGCAACCUCCAAGAAAUUUAUGAUGUUGAUUCUGGAUAUGAUUUAAGUUCAACUAAGGCUAAAAGAAAGUCAACCGCAGAGGAAACUCCACUCUUGAUUCCAAAAAUUGAAAAGUGA